AUGGCUUACGUUUUAACCGAAACUUCAGCGGGUUAUGCGCUAUUAAAGUCUUCUGACAAAAAGAUCUACAAGUCUUCAUCGUUGCUUAAAGACUUGAGCUCAUCUGACAAAGUGCUAAAAGAGUUCAAGAUCGCUGCUUUCUCAAAGUUUUCGUCUGCUGCUAACGCUCUUGAAGAGGCCAAUGCCAUUGUUGAGGGUAAAGUGUCAUCGCAGUUGCAAAAAUUGCUUGACGAAGCUAAGGCGGACAAAAAGGCCACAUUGGUUGUGAGUGAAACGAAACUUGCCAAUGCUAUCAAUAAAUUGGGUCUCAAUUUCAACGUUGUCUCUGACGCCGUCACGCUAGAUAUUUUCAGAGCCGUUAAGGAAUAUUUGCCAGAACUGUUGCCUGGCCUCUCCGACAAUGACCUGUCCAAGAUGUCUUUGGGUUUGGCGCACUCCAUUGGCCGUCACAAGCUCAAGUUCUCUGCCGAUAAAGUCGACGUCAUGAUCAUCCAAGCGAUCGCUUUGCUCGAUGACUUGGACAAAGAGCUCAACACUUACGCGAUGCGUUGCAAAGAAUGGUACGGAUGGCAUUUCCCCGAGCUGGCCAAGAUCGUCACAGACUCCGUGGCGUAUGCACGCUUGAUUUUGACCAUGGGUAUCAGAUCCAACGCUUCUGAGACUGAUAUGAGCGAGAUUCUGCCCGAAGAGAUCGAAGAACGUGUCAAGUCCGCGGCAGAAAUAUCUAUGGGUACCGAAAUCACCACCGUGGACCUUGACAACAUCAAAUGUCUUGCUGAGCAAAUUGUCGAUUUUGCUGCUUACAGAGAACAACUUUCUAAUUAUCUUUCAGCCAGAAUGAAGGCCAUUGCUCCAAAUUUGACCCAAUUGGUCGGUGAGCUAGUUGGUGCUCGUUUGAUUGCGCAUGCAGGUUCCUUGGUGUCGUUGGCCAAGUCUCCUGCCUCAACUAUCCAAAUUUUGGGUGCCGAAAAGGCUCUUUUCAGAGCUUUGAAGACUAAGCACGACACUCCAAAAUACGGGCUGUUGUACCACGCCUCUUUGGUCGGCCAAGCCACCGGUAAGAACAAAGGUAAGAUAGCGAGGGUUUUGGCUGCCAAGGCCGCCGUUUCUCUGCGUUACGAUGCGCUUGCCGAGGACAGAGACGAUUCUGGCGAUAUCGGUCUGGAGUCUAGAGCCAAAGUCGAGAGUAGACUAUCUCAGCUCGAAGGUAGAGACUUAAGAACCACUCCAAAGGUCGUACGUGAGGCCAAAAAGGUUGAAAUUACGGAAUCCAGAGCUUACAACGCCGAUGCUGACACUGCAACAGUCGUUGACACAACGGUAGAGUCCGCUGACUCCGAUGACGAGGCCGACGAGUCCUCCAAAAAGGAAAAGAAGGACAAGAAGAAAGAUAAGAAGGACAAGAAGGACAAGAAGAGAAAGAGAGACGAGGACUCUGAAGAGGCUUCCUCGAAGAAGUCCAAAAAGGACAAAAAGGAGAAGAAGGAUAAAAAGAAGAAGGACAAGAAAGACAAGAAAGACAAGAAAUGA
This is a messenger RNA of Lachancea mirantina, 1530 nucleotides long. Lineage: Eukaryota; Fungi; Ascomycota; Saccharomycetes; Saccharomycetales; Saccharomycetaceae. The record is from the annotation of a GenBank genome assembly.